AUGGGUGUUGAUGGUGAUCCUCCUAUUGUUGUUGUUCGCCAGGGGAAGCUUUGCCGUUUGGCGCCUCAGGACGCGAUUGGUCCCAGGGCCUUGAACUUGAGGAAUACGCGUCAGUACACAUAUUUCGGUGCGCUGCUCUCGGCCGUUAGCAGCAUAGCAGCCGCGAGUUCUCCCUUGGCUCAAAAAUGGGUGGAAGGAUCUAUAUAUGUCUGUUUCUUCGCAAAUUAUGACGGUUCGCUGUGCCAGGCCUGUGAUUCUUUCAAGUACUGUGGAGGGUCAUGGACAGGUAUUAUGGACAAGCUAGACUACAUCCAAGGUCUUGGAUUCACUGCUGUUCAAAUAUCGCCUACUGUGGAAAAUAUUCCCCAAAACACCAAAUACGGGAAGCGUAUCACGGCUACUGGUCCCAAAAUAUGCCUUUCUUGA
Aspergillus ochraceoroseus IBT 24754 is the source of this 426-nucleotide messenger RNA. RefSeq lists its product as uncharacterized. NCBI's taxonomy places the organism in Eukaryota, Fungi, Ascomycota, Eurotiomycetes, Eurotiales, Aspergillaceae. The coding region runs from base 1 to 426 and encodes 141 amino acids. Gene Ontology annotation, biological process: carbohydrate metabolic process. The transcript has 3 exons. The record is from RefSeq and is a predicted model, not a curated record.